Molecule: messenger RNA, 1302 nt
Organism: Malassezia japonica
Lineage: Eukaryota; Fungi; Basidiomycota; Malasseziomycetes; Malasseziales; Malasseziaceae
Exons: 4
Coding region: 1-1302 (433 amino acids)
Biological process (GO): positive regulation of catalytic activity; deadenylation-dependent decapping of nuclear-transcribed mRNA; deadenylation-independent decapping of nuclear-transcribed mRNA
Cellular component (GO): P-body
Molecular function (GO): mRNA binding; enzyme activator activity
Source: RefSeq, a predicted model, not a curated record
AUGGAUCUCAACGCGCGGCUCGAGCUGAAUACGCGCGUGCUGCGGCGCUUUGAUCCGCACUUUGCGCAGAUCAUUGGCAUUGCAUCCUUUGCCGUAUUGUAUAGUUAUGACAAGGAAUGGACGAAAACGGGCACCGAAGGUCCACUCUUCCUCUACCAGCGCACGGAAGCGCCGUACUACUCCCUCCAGAUUCUGAACCGUAAUGACCCGGAAAAUUUCUCGGUGGGCGUGACGCCCGACGAUGACAUUGAACUCAGCAAUGAAUUCAUCAUUUACCGGCCGCGGCACUCGGACCAGGAAGGUGCCGAGGUUGACGAGGAGGAUAUCUACGGCAUCUGGAUCUUUGAGCCAUCGCAGCUGUCGCAGCUCGGUGAGAUGAUCCAAAAGCUCCAGCAGUCGCCGUAUCCGCCGCCGCCGGCCGUACAGGAGGUCAAGACAGAGGCCAAGUCAAUCGAUAUGGACGCGCUCUUUGGCGCGAGCGCCAAGGACGCAGCACCUGCAGAUGGCGCCGCGACGGAGCAUGUGCACUCCGAAUCCGACCGGAACGGCGCAUCGAUCCUCAAUGCACUCUUCCACGACGCGGCUCCUGCCGAGGGAUGGAGCGAGCUCCAAAAAGACGAUGCACACGUGCCGAGUAACGCGACGUACGAGAGCGACGAAAAUGCAUACAAUACGCCUGCCGAGUCGCCGCAUGUGGUGGCGAACGCUGCGACCGACGACGUCGAAGCGCUGGACAAACAGGACGACGUGCAGGACACAGAGGUCGGCAAGAAGGCCGAGGCACAAGAAAAAGGCGAGCCGGCUCCAGGGCCGGAGCAGGCACCAGCGCCAGGCGCAAAGUCGAUUAGUCUCGACGCGCUUUUCGCUGGCGCCAGCCUUGGAGGAGCCAGUGAGGCUCCGAAGCCCACGGAGCCUGAAAAGGAGGCGGCGGGAGCGCCUGUCGAGCGCGCCGAGCCCGAUCCUGUUGCUACUGUUGAGCCCGAGGCGGAGCCUGCUGCGGAGGCUGAGCCGGAGGCCGAGACUGCGCCAGAGCCGACAGAGCCCGAGCCCAAGGCUGCCGAGCCUGUGCAGCCCGCCGAGCCUGUGCAGCCGAAAGCGCCUCUCGAAGCGGCGCAGCCGACGUCGAAAGAGCACACGACCAAUCUCCUUUCGUUCCUCUCCUCAGGCAAGGCGCCGGAGCGGGUCGCGGCACAGACCAAGCACUUGUCGCGUAUGGAGUUUGUGCAAACGAUGGUGACGCUUCUUUACACUGAUACGGAAUACGUCGACCAGCUGUAUGCGAAAUACGUGGCGGAGCAAUAG